Messenger RNA from Dreissena polymorpha, 5229 nucleotides. RefSeq names its product A disintegrin and metalloproteinase with thrombospondin motifs 20-like. Gene Ontology annotation, cellular component: extracellular matrix. Bases 1022 to 4252 code for a protein of 1076 amino acids. The transcript is spliced from 28 exons. The record is from RefSeq and is a predicted model, not a curated record. Gene Ontology annotation, molecular function: metalloendopeptidase activity. NCBI's taxonomy places the organism in Eukaryota, Metazoa, Mollusca, Bivalvia, Myida, Dreissenidae. Gene Ontology annotation, biological process: extracellular matrix organization; proteolysis.
ACUAAAGCCCAAAUACAGCCAUGGCCCAGAUUCAAAUGCGAAAUUGUUGUUGAUUCAGUUAGUUGUUCAAAUUAAAGGCACUACAUUUCAUAUCAAAAUUAUCCAAUAGCACUGCAACGUUUAUGUGGAAACGAAAACGUUGCAGUUUUAAUUGCAUAACGUUCAUCGUAGCGUCAGCGUCGGUUUGCAACGUAGCGCCGGGUUGAAUUGAAGAGUCAUGUUAAGUUACGUCGGGUUUAUUUUAGAGUCACGUUUCUUGUAACGUCGGGUUGUAUCGUAGCGUCGGGCUUCAUGGAAGAGUCGGGUUGAUCGUAGAAACACGUUUCUAGUAACGUCGGGUUGCAUCGUAACGUCGGGUUGAAUCGAAAAGUCGGGUUGAUCGUAGAGUCAAGUUAAUAGUAACGUCGGGUUGCAUCGUAGAGUCGGAUUGAAUGGAAUAGUCGGAUUGAUCGUAGAGUCACGUUUAUAGUAACGUCGGGUUGCAUCGUAGCGACGGGUUGCAUGGAAGAGUCACGCUAAUCGUAGCGACGGGUUGCAUGGAAGAGUCGGGUUGAUCAAAGAGUCACGUUUAUAGUAACGUCGGGUUUGAUGGUUGCGUCAGAUUGAUUCGCAAAGUCACGUUAUCGCAACAUUGCGUUGCAAUGUAGCGUCUUAUCCGUCUCUUGUGUUGCAUUCGUUUCAUGUGUUCGUCCGUUUGGUCCCAUAUCUUUGUGUUCUUUUUUUCUAUUACAGUAAAUUUCAAUGUUCAUCAAUAACUUGUAUGUGCUACCUGAGGAUAAGCCCCUUUAACAUGGUUUGUCAAUAAGGAAUCGGGAACAAAUGACAGACCACGGAACGCUAUAAAGUUAACGCUCAACCUUUCAGUCAAAACAUAAAAAGUAUAGUGAUGUGCAUAGCGUUUCGUAUGCAAAAAGUGGUAUCGUUAGUGUUGCAGUGAUUUAGCUGUUAUAAGAAUACAUGUUCACAACGUGAAGCCAUUACCUCCUUUACCAACAUUUUGUGGACUUACGUGGGGAUAGCCAUGAUAUCCAUUUGGAUGUCUUGUUUGGUCACUUUCUCGUCGUUACGGGUGUAUACAGUAGCGAACACAAGACCUGUGUUAGACACUCUGGAGAGAAUUGCCAUCUUUGGGACGGAUGCCUCCACGGACUUGUCAGACUACCACUCGGUUGUCGUGCAUCUCUUGAACGGAACGGAACCUUCCGAGGUCGACGUCAGGCAGUUCCGGGAGCGGCCGCCAACACUGCAGUACCGAGUGUCUCUCGGCAACGAAACGUUCGCGAUCUCUCUGCGAAAGAAUACGAACAUGAUUUCAUCGCGCUGCAUCAUCCGUCACGUAAACGGUAGCGGCCACUCCACGGUGAGCCCCUGCGUGGAGCAUGACGUCACAUGCUACUACACCGGAACAACCAGCGACCACAACGACUCCUGGGUGGCGGCCAGCGUCUGUGAAGGGCUGAAAGGCUUGCUCAGUUUUGGCAACACGAGCUUGUUCAUCUACCCCAUGAAGCGGACAUCGGAUCAGACGUCAACGUCAACGUUGCCCAAUCACGUGAUCUACCGUUACCAGGGUGACAAGCACGUGUGCAAGACGGAAGACGACGUUACCGAAAUACUCCAUCCCACUUCUCAAGCGCAAGGGAGGCACCAGAUCAACGGAAUGAAGACCAGGUACAUAGAGGCGGGGAUCGUGGUCGACCCUCCCAUGGCGAGAUUCCACAACGAAAACAUUCUCCAGUACCUCUUCACUGGCUUUAACAUCGCGUCGCAGUUGUUCGCAGACCGUUCCAUUGGCACCUUGAUGAAACUCUUAUUGUCAGAGAUCAUUGUGUUCAACUCCCCCGAUGGGUUUGAUGUGAGUGACACAGUGGACGCUGAGAAGACAAAGAAUAGUUUCUGUGAGUGGCAGAGCAAGCAUCACACGCUGAACAAAACUGACGUUACUAUCCUUUUAACACGAAAUGAUAUUGAAUAUGGCGCCAAUGACAACGGGAAGUCCACGAACGGCCUUGCGUUCCUCUCUGGUGCGUGUAAAAUACGAAAGAAGUGUGCCGUCGUGGAAGAUACUGGGCCCGUAUUCGGUCUCACCCUGGCGCAUGAAAUAGGCCACCUUAUCGGCAUGAGCCAUGACAAUACAAGCAAUAACCACUGUCCCCCCGCCCUCAUGUCCGCGUACGGCAAUUCUGGAGUGGACGCCUUCCGGUGGUCCAAUUGCAGCGCCAAGGAACUCUACAACAACAGGUACAAUCUUGGGUGCCUGGAAAACGCUCCAGUGAGUGGAGACGAGCUCGUCCCGCUGCCUCUUCCCGGCAUGGUGUACACAGCGGACGAUCAGUGCCGUCUUAUGCUUGGUGACCACGCCUACUUCUUCUACAACCCAGGACAUGACCCCUGCAAAGCGAUAGCCUGCCACACCGAUCUGGGCAACUACUAUUACCCCCAGCCUCUGAUGGACGGGACGGACUGUAACAACACCCGAACGUGGUGCAUGCGCGGUCAGUCAGUUGCGAUGAACGCUUCCCUUCAGACAGACCCUAUCCCAGGGGGAUGGAGCCCAUGGGUGAGCACCACGUGCAGUCGCACAUGCGGGGGAGGCAUUUUUAUGCAAACAAGGACGUGCACGGACCCAAAACCCAGAUACGGCGGGAAGGACUGCGAAGGGCCACGGAAGACAUACCUGCUUUGUAAUAUGCAGAAAUGCCCCGAUUAUAAAAGCCUGAACACAACGUGCGACGCGCUAGAUAAAGGUAAAUACGGAUGCAACUUCACCUGCUUCUACCGGGUAAACGACCUCCAGACCUGCUUUACCCCAGACCUAACACCGUACAGGGCCUGUGUGAGGCAGCAGUGUCAGCAAUUCGGCUGUGAUGGCGUAAUGGGAUCGGAGAUCAAGUAUGACGUGUGUGGGGAGUGUGGCGGGAACGCCACCACGUGCAGGAAAGAGACGUACGCAUUCUUGAACCCAACCCGAUACUUCCUGAAUGGUUACCGGGCCGUUGCGAGAAUUCCUAUUCACAGCACGGCCGUGCGGGUGGAACAGAAUAAUACUGAUAUGGUUCUUGGUAUCACAGCGAACAACGAGGUGAUAUUCGACGGAGAAAACUGCCCCACCCAGACGCUGGUGAUCAUCCGCGACCUUCGGAUUUUAUACACCCGCCUUCCGGAGAUAAUAGAAAUAGCAGGGCCCGUAAAUGACAACUUGGUCAUUCAGGCACGAGUCAGGAUCGGCUCUCUUUCCAAUGAGACGAGCCACUUCGCGGUGGCGUGCGCCUACCACAUGGGAAGACGCGAUGACAUCCCCCGAUACACGUGGGGAGCACGCACGAGCCCCUGCUCCAUCACCUGUGGCGGGUUAUCCAGCAGUAAGAAAACCUACCAGUGUUUUGACAUCAGUGGCACCACAGUUGAAGACUAUCGUUGUGAUAUCGCUACUAAGCCCAAUGAUGAGCUAUCUCGUUGCGACACUGCACCCUGCCCCGUGAGAUGGGUGGCGUCUGGCUGGGGAUACUGUUCUGCACGAUGUGGGCAGGGAUUUAAGCUGCAAAACGUGUAUUGUAUGCAGCUUGCCGACGGACAAGAUCAAGUGCUGAGCGAUGAUCGCUGCCUCGGGUUUACCAAACCAGAUUCCAACAUCACGUGUCAUCUGGAGCCAUGUGGGAUAUGGAGGAAAAUGAGAGUGUCUCAGUGUUCAAAGUCGUGCAGUGAAGGUAUGCAGAUUACGGAAUACCAAUGUUUUCAAAGUGCCACCUCCGAUAUACGAGUAGCUGACUUCAUGUGUCCGGAACGGCCAAAACUAAUUGAAGUCUGUAACCACGGACCAUGCCUGAUCGAUCCGGUUGGUUGCUCGGACCUGUUACCGGACUGCAAGCAGACAUACGGACAUGACAUUUGUUACGGAACUUACAAACAAUGGGCCGAAGUAAACUGUAAAGACACCUGUGGGGUAUGCGCCGACCGAGCUCCCCCAACCACAACCGCACCGGACCUGGAUGAGAGAUGUGGGCAGUACUUGCAAGGUGGCCAGGCGCUGGAGUUGUGUGUCACAAAGUACCGGAUAUGGGGAGAGAGGAACUGUCCCACAACGUGUGAGCCGUGCAUUGGUGCUGUGGACAGACCACGUGACGUCACAGUGAGAUGCGAGAUGUACAACCGGAAGUAUUGUCUGGACCCCGCCUACCGUCAGUUCAUGAGCGCUAACUGCGGUCGCUACUGCUGCCACUGCUACAUCGACGGCAACCUGUGUCGGUUUUGAUUGCCGACGGGGGACAUUGACGCGAUACAAAUGUUUUCUAUACGUAUGCGAUUUUGUUGAUGCAUAUUUGUGCAGCAAUUUUGUUUUUUCAGCAUAAGGACGAUCGAUAAAUUGAAACUUGAUAUAAAUGUUUUCUUUAUAAUAAUGUUGUUUAUGUAUUUUAUAACAUUCUAUCAUUUGCAUGACGAUGAGCUUUAAGUGAGCAAUUAAAGUUAGAUAUUCAUAUAUCAAUCUGGGGGGUAUGUGUAUUAAGAUUGACUGUUUUUAUUGCUUUAUCCCAUUGAAGACCAGUACGUUAAAAUGUAUCAUAUAAAACUGUUCUUACAGAAAUAAAUAAACACUGGAAUUUACAAUAUGUAAUAUUGAUUUUUGUUGCUUUAUCCCAGUGAAGACCAGUACGUUAAAUGUAUCAUAUAAAACAUUUCUUACAGAAAUAAAUAAAAAACUGUAUUUUACAAUAUGUUCUCUUUUAAUCGUUAUCGAUGUUCAGAUAUUUUGUGGGUGGAACAUACUGUGGCAUUGCGGCUUGAUAAUACUGCGUUAUAACUGUAUGUUUUUAUAUAUUUUUCAGCUAAGAACAUUACUUUUUUUCAUUAAAUCAUUUAUACGGCUUGUCUUAUGCUAUAUACACAUUGCAAAAGUAUCAACGCGCUUAAAACUGACACAUUUAGAAGUAAGACAUACACAAAUCAAACAAGUUUGCCAUUAUAUGAACAAUAAUUUAAGCAAAUAUGUAUAUAGCAUAUUUUAGGAUGUAUAAUGUAGCAAACAUUAAUGGUUCUCCGAAUGUCCAAACAUUUUAGUUAAUUGCGUUUUCCAUGGACUUCGUUGGAAAAAUAGUUACUUGAUUUUUAUAUAAACCGUUUAUGAUUUAUUUCCUUUUGCUCUUUCUAUAAAGAUAUUGAAAUUGUUUUGAACAUGGUUCUCUUUAUUCUCUGUUCUGAAUGUGCAUCAUAAUAAAUAUCUGUUUGAAGCAA